Messenger RNA from Aspergillus campestris IBT 28561, 903 nucleotides. Its product is annotated as phytanoyl-CoA dioxygenase family protein. The transcript is spliced from 2 exons. The coding region runs from base 1 to 903 and encodes 300 amino acids. The record is from RefSeq and is a predicted model, not a curated record. Lineage: Eukaryota; Fungi; Ascomycota; Eurotiomycetes; Eurotiales; Aspergillaceae.
AUGAUCGCCCCAAUCAAGCCAUCCCCUUCCCUCGUCCGCGUCCCAGCCAGCGCAUCCGCGGACGAGGUGCUCUCCAUCCUCCGCCGCGACGGAGGCCUCAUUGUUGAAAAACUAGGCGACCCCGUCGUAAUCGACCAAGCAUGGACCGAGAUCCAAUCUGAAAUUAACAACAAAUCUUUCGACCACACAGGCGUGACCUUCGCCAAAGAAAGCCGACGCGUGUGCGGCCUCGCAGGGAAAAGUCCCACAUUCGCAACAAAGCUGCUCACGAACCCGCUGUACCAAGAAGUCGCGCACAAGCUGCUGUCCAAGACGACGACAGUCUGGUACGGCAAAGAGAAGACCACGUCGACCAGUUUGCCGCAGGUGACGAACACUAUGGCGUUCUGGCUGGGUCCUGGGUCUCAGGCGCAGGGCCUGCACCGCGAUGACCAGUGCCAUCAUACGAGACAUCCGGCGAAGUAUGAGACGGAUUUGGGGAUCAUGUUUGCGGGGACACCGUCGAGGAAGGCCAAUGGGGCGACGAAUGUUGUGCCUGGGUCGCAUUUGUGGGAUGAUGAGCGAAAGCCGAGUAUGGAGGAGGCGUGCCCGGCGGAGUUGGAGAAGGGAGACGCGUUGAUCUGGCUGGGCUCUACGUACCACGGAGCCGGGCACAACAGCACUACAGACCAAUAUCGUCUGCUCCUGGCAGGGUUCAUGACCCCCGGAUGGUGCCGUCAAGACGAGAACCAGUAUCUCGCUAUCCCACUUGAGACGAUCCAAUCUUACCCGGAGGAGGUACAACAGCUGCUGGGCUACCGUAUCAGUCGUCCGUACGGGGGGUUCGUCGAGCAGAUGGAGCCGAUUGACUUUUUGAAGGCGAAUGGGGAUUAUACAAAGUGGGUUCCUGGGGAUUUGAUCUAA